AGGAAGAAAGAAACGAUGGAAGGAAAUGGAAGACUUUAGGACUGUCAGGGCAGGGAAAGGGAGAGAAGCUCCAAUGAACCUUAUGUCUGCUUUCCUCACAGAUGAGGACUGUAAGAAAUACCUGAAGAAGAAGGAGCAGGAGGAAGCAGAGAAGCCCUUGCAGGUGCCCGCAGUGGACAGCAGCAUAGCUCAAACAUCUGAGCUGGCGGGCAUCACCACUCUGGAUGACCCUUUGGGACAAAUGCCAGAAAUGUUCGAUGCCUUCAUCUGCUACUGCCCCAGCGACAUCCAGUUUGUCCAUGAGAUGAUUCAGCACCUGGAACAGACAGACUGCCACCUGAAGCUGUGCGUGUCUGAUCGGGACGUCCUGCCUGGCACCUGCGUUUGGUCGAUCACCAGCGAGCUGAUUGAGAAGAGGUGUCGCAGGAUGGUCGUCGUAGUUUCAGAUGAAUAUCUGCAGAGCAAUGAAUGUGACUUCCAGACCAAGUUUGCCCUUAGCCUGGGUCCAGGUAAGCAUCCCUUGGGACCUGCCUGAGAGAGGAGCUUUCUGGUUUCUGGGAGCAUGGGGCACAGAACCAGGAUUGAGGAGAGACAGACAGACAGGGAGGGAGAA
This is a messenger RNA of Gracilinanus agilis (Agile Gracile Mouse Opossum), 613 nucleotides long. RefSeq names its product myeloid differentiation primary response protein MyD88-like. Gene Ontology annotation, biological process: defense response to Gram-positive bacterium; positive regulation of canonical NF-kappaB signal transduction; innate immune response. Lineage: Eukaryota; Metazoa; Chordata; Mammalia; Didelphimorphia; Didelphidae. Gene Ontology annotation, molecular function: TIR domain binding; Toll-like receptor binding. The record is from RefSeq and is a predicted model, not a curated record. Gene Ontology annotation, cellular component: plasma membrane. The transcript has 3 exons. Bases 26 to 535 code for a protein of 169 amino acids.